This is a messenger RNA of Cuscuta europaea, 2741 nucleotides long. The record is from the annotation of a GenBank genome assembly. NCBI's taxonomy places the organism in Eukaryota, Viridiplantae, Streptophyta, Magnoliopsida, Solanales, Convolvulaceae.
CAGCGCCUGAAGUUGAGAGCUUUCUCUCCCUAGGAAAAAAUGCGAUUCACUCGACCUAGGCUCUUUGGCGUAUGAAAAUCGCUGGUAUCAUUGGUUUUACUUCGUGAAUGCUAUGUUCUUAGUCAAUUUCUAAUUCUAAUCUCAAUUUCGACCUUGAUUUUGAGCUUGGAAUGACAUUUUGGGACCAAAACCGCAAAAUUCGAAGGUUUUUGUACUGUUCCUGUAGUCUGCAAUUCAGUUCGUUUCUUUGAAUUUUUGGGAUUUGUUUGGGGUCUGUGACUUGUAUGGGACUCGUAUAGCAAGGACGAAGCUCGGUUUACUACAGCAACAGAGCUUAGGUCGGUUUUUCUGAGUGUUUUUGAAUUACCAAGUUGUGUUUCCGCUGUUUCUUUGACCUCGGUUUGCAGUACUGUAAACCUGCUAUGAAUAAAAAAAAGGCUGGGAAGGGGGAAGCAAUGCCCAGAGUUACUAGGUCUAAGGCAGCAGGUUUUGAGGUACUCAACCAUCUUGAGGAGGAAUUCCCUGAGCUCGCAGAAUCAGUGAAGGGACCUGCGGUUAUUGCUGAAAAAAUUGCAGGUCCUGCUGCAAAAUGUGGUUCUGCCACUUGGCCUGCAGGUACUGAACAUGCUAAAUGUGUUUCUGCCACUAGGCAGACUGUUUCAGGCCACAAUUCUGGGAAGAAUUUCACAACCACUGGUGGCCAGAAGGCUGGAGAACAUGCUGCUAAUACUGCAGACAUGGAUGAUACUCAUGGAAAUGAAAAAACACCUACUACUUCUAAAGCUUUAGUUCCUGUGACUAAAGCACCUACUGCAAUCAACUCACCUGCUGCUGGGAAAGGUGAAGCUGCUAAACAGACACCUGCUGUAGAAAAUUUGACAAAGGAUGAUAGUGUCAAAACUGUGGCAGUAACCAUAGAUAACGAGCAGGCAGCCCAGGCCAAACCUUGGAAUGCCCUUUUUAAGGAUAACCGUGACCCAAAGCAUGGUAUCAAACUGAAAUAUGUCCCUCCUAAAGGGGAAACCUUGGACUUUGGUGAUCGUGUUAUACCCUCCAUGGUCGAAAUGUGGGGCUUUUGCCUAGUUGGACACUUUACCGGAAAUUUUCCCGGACUUAAAGCGGUUCAUGAUCUCAAAGCUACAUGGGGUGUGAGAUGUUUUGUGAGGUCCCAUAACAAGGGAUGGGUAAUCUUUAAAUUCACUAAUGAGGAGGAUAGAUUGAAAGUACUACAUGACGGUCCUUACAAUGUGUUUGGGAAACUCCUUAUGCUAAAAGAACUUUUGGAUGACUUCUCGUUUGAGGAUGAGGAGUUUCUUAAAGUACCAAUUUGGGUCAAGUUCCCUAAAUUACCAAUGAAGCUAUGGAAUGAUGAAGCUAUGAGUGAGGUAGCAUCUAUGAUUGGGGUCCCAAUAACCACAGACAAAAUUACUCAAGAGAGGGCAAACAAUGAAUAUGCUAGAGUGCUUAUUGAAGUGGAUGUUUCAAAGCCACCACCACUUUCGUUUCCGAUACGACUACCUUCCAAAAAGGUAAUCAAACAAAGUGUGCUUUAUGAAACUUUUCCUAAUUAUUGCUUUCAUUGCAAAGAAUUCGGGCACCACCCUUUUAUUUGUAAAAAGCUAGUCAAAAGGGUUGAUGGAGCAAGUGAAAAAGAACCGAGAGUUGAAACAAAUAAAGAUAUUGAGAGUGUGGCCACUCAGACAGAUGUUGCUGCCCAAGGAAACCAGACCGGGCAUACCUCUGGCCCGACCGGGCCUCUUGUAAAAACUGCACCAGCUGUGGAACGUGCUGCCUACACGCCUGAGCAUACCAAACUGACCGGGUCUGUCGGGCAACGUGCAAAGGAGACAUAUGCUAAUGUUGAAAAAGAUGCUGCCAAGGUUAAAACUGCUGCCAAGAAGGUUGAAAACACACCUGCAAAUGUUGAAACAGCUGCUGCCAAAGGUAAAAAUGCUGAAAACACACCUGCUAAUGUUGAAACAGCUGCUGCCAAGAGUCAACCUGCUGCCCAUGAGAUUAAGACUGUUUCCACAGGGCAGAUUGAUGCCCAGCAGCCUGCUAAACUUUCUGCCAUGGUAGUGAACAAAGAUGUAACGACACCAGCUGCCAAGGGAGCUAAUCCAACUGCCCAGGGACCUUCACAAUCUGCCCAAGGACACCCGAACAGGUUACAAGGGCAGACUGCCCAGGGGAUUGAAGUGGCUGCUGCGCAAGGAAGAAUCACAAUUGGGCAACUUAUGGGUGUGCAAACUAACCAUGAGUCUUCCGAGGAUGAAGACGACGAGGUCUUUUUGGAAGAAAAUGAAAGACUAGUAACGAGUGAGACCGACAUGCACCUAAACGAUGUUGUAAUCAAAUGUGAGGUGGUGAAUGGGAAGAGGUUUAGGCUUUUUGUUAAACCGUUUAAAUUUGUGCAUGCUAAUGUGAUUAGAGUGGAUACCUUUCUUCGACUUACGGAUGAUUUGGACACAAAAGGCCUAACUUUCACCGCCAAAUGUCUUGAGAGAUUACCGGGGGUUACUAAGAAGAAAGGGGAGAUUUGCUUUGACUCAAAGUUUACUACUCCUUUCCGACUUUUCUUUGGAGGUUAAUAUUUGGAUAUCUAUUAUUUUUUCUGAGCUGGUUUUUGUAGGUUUAUUUCGUUCAGUUCGGAUUCAAGAUGUUUGAUUUGAGAGAAUGUGGGCCUUGAUUUUGUGGUAUCCCGUGAUCAGGGAUAUGCACCUUGCUUGUAAUCGUGAUGC